Messenger RNA from Auanema sp. JU1783, 372 nucleotides. Lineage: Eukaryota; Metazoa; Nematoda; Chromadorea; Rhabditida; Rhabditidae. The record is from the annotation of a GenBank genome assembly.
AUGGUUUCAGCGACGCUUCUUCAUCUCACCUUAGCUUCUAUUGAAGACAAAUAUUAUUUUGCAAAAACGAGCAAGGGACCGCAUAUCAUUCGACAUAGUUUAUUAAAGCAAACGUUCAAAUUAGGAUACCCACUGAAGUUAUAUUGUGAGGCGGAAGGCCUAUACAGUCCUCAAAUCAAUUGGUAUAAGAAUGGAGUUCAACUCUCCAAUGAUCAUAGAACAGUGAUUAAAACGGAACGAUUCCGACAUGGAGUGUCUUCGCGCUUACAACUGGUACUUACAAGGAUUCUUGACGCAGGUCUCUAUGACUGUGUAGCGAGAGAUGACAAUGGCAUCCACAUGAGAGAAUUCCGCGUAGAUUAUAAGUUAUAA